This is a messenger RNA of Carlito syrichta (Philippine tarsier), 728 nucleotides long. RefSeq names its product peptidylprolyl isomerase B (gene PPIB). Gene Ontology annotation, cellular component: intracellular membrane-bounded organelle. Gene Ontology annotation, biological process: protein folding; protein peptidyl-prolyl isomerization. The annotation marks the transcript as partial. Gene Ontology annotation, molecular function: peptidyl-prolyl cis-trans isomerase activity. NCBI's taxonomy places the organism in Eukaryota, Metazoa, Chordata, Mammalia, Primates, Tarsiidae. The transcript is spliced from 4 exons. The record is from RefSeq and is a predicted model, not a curated record.
UUUCCUCAGGUGUACUUUGACCUGCGAAUUGGAGAUGAAGACGUAGGCCGGGUGGUCUUUGGUCUCUUUGGAAAGACUGUCCCCAAGACAGUGGAUAACUUUGUGGCCUUAGCUACAGGAGAGAAAGGAUUUGGCUACAAAGACAGCAAAUUCCAUCGUGUAAUCAAGGACUUCAUGAUCCAAGGUGGAGACUUCACUAGGGGAGAUGGCACAGGAGGAAAGAGCAUCUAUGGGGAACGCUUCCCAGAUGAGAACUUCAAGCUGAAGCACUACGGGCCAGGCUGGGUGAGCAUGGCCAACGCAGGCAAAGACACCAACGGCUCCCAGUUCUUCAUCACUACAGUCAAGACAGCCUGGCUAGAUGGCAAGCACGUGGUGUUUGGCAAGGUUCUGGAGGGCAUGGAUGUGGUGCGGAAGGUGGAGAACACCAAGACGGACGGCCGGGACAAGCCCCUGAAGGAUGUGAUCAUCGCAGACUGUGGCAAGAUCGAAGUGGAGAAGCCCUUUGCCAUCGCCAAAGAGUAGGGCUCCAGGGACUUCCUCCCUUCAAGCGACCAUCCGCAGGCCCCGUUGCCCUCAUGGGGGUGAAGAUCGCCUGCCACAGGGCCCUGCUGCCCUGGGCCUAGUGCCGCCACACCCCCCACAUUCCACAGGCCCACAGGCCCAGUUUUGUGACAAACUCCUGCUGACACUGACCAAUAAAAACGAUGUGGGUUUUUUACAGCCUA